Molecule: messenger RNA, 1206 nt
Organism: Neoarthrinium moseri
Lineage: Eukaryota; Fungi; Ascomycota; Sordariomycetes; Amphisphaeriales; Apiosporaceae
Exons: 2
Coding region: 1-1206 (401 amino acids)
Biological process (GO): regulation of transcription by RNA polymerase II
Cellular component (GO): nucleus
Molecular function (GO): DNA-binding transcription factor activity, RNA polymerase II-specific; RNA polymerase II cis-regulatory region sequence-specific DNA binding
Source: RefSeq, a predicted model, not a curated record
AUGACUAUGACGCUUGAUCAUCAACAACGAUUCGGUGCCUUACAUUUCGACCACAUGUCUUCCUACUCGAACGGUCCGCACUUCACAAACCCCUGGGCUUCGGCCUCGUCGCCGCCAGCCGGUGGCCAGGGCAUGUACCAAGGUCUCAGUGGUCUUGAUGCGCUAUCGAAGCAGCAACAUAGCAGGCCGGCCGCGCCUACCAGCUCAAUGGCUUCGUAUGGCAGCAUCCCGGUGACCGCGUCCUCAGCAGGUAGCACUCUCAUGGCGGAUGUCUAUGGACAACAGGACUUACUCAAUAUGCCCCAAGAUCUCCUCAGCCUCAACCGCAUGCAGACAACGUCUGCCGCAUACGGCGAGCCCUCAUAUGCGACAGCCACGUCUGCGUCGCCCGUACACCCAACAUACGCAGCCUCGCCGAGCUCGUAUGACCAAGGCAUCUCUGGUUAUGCCGCAGCCCCCAUGCGGUCGACGUUCGCUUUGGCCCCGGAGACCGACAGCAGAAGGUAUUCCCAAUCGUCAGUUCCCUCAUCAGUCUCCUCGUCCGAAUAUGGCACCGACGACGGCCUACACUCUUCCCGGAAUUCAGUAGUUGACUUCAAUCACAGAGGGAUUCCCCAGGAUGACCGACGCAGUUUUGCCGACGCUCUCGACGCCGGACAAGGGAUGCUUGCCAUGAGCCAGGAGACACCCAGGGCCAUCUACCCGCCAGCCAAUGCUCGGGGCCGGACCUCGACCGACUCGUAUGGAUUCCCAUCAACACACUCGACAAGUUCAUCGAUAUCUUCAGCGAGCAACUAUGGGAGUGGGAGCUACUAUGGAGGCUCGAUCGACUCGUCUGUAAGCGACUACUCAACUGCUGGCUCCGAUAUUGAGUCCGUCACGUCGCGGACGCUGCCCCGGCCGAACUUGAUGACCCAGCCUCCCCCGGCACCGCAGUCCAUGAUGGGUCAAUUCAGCUCCAAGGUGUCAUCGAGUACACAGAAGAAGCACAAGUGCAAGGUCUGCGAUAAGCGAUUCACGCGCCCCAGCUCUCUGCAGACGCAUAUGUACAGUCAUACUGGCGAGAAGCCAUUCUGCUGCGAAGUGGAGGGCUGCGGAAGACAUUUCUCCGUUGUAUCAAAUCUACGCAGGCACCGCAAGGUGCACAAGAACGACGCCAAGUCUGACGCCGGCUCUGAGGAUCACCAUGAUGACAACUCAGAUUAA